AUGUUUAUUUCAUUGCUUACUAUUGAUCAAGAACAACAAAGUAAUAAUGAAAAUUAUUCUCAAUCAUCUCAUAAUACAACUGAACAUCAUCAAUUGGAUAAUCCUACAUCAACAAUUAUUAUAGAUAAAGAAUCAAGUUCAAGUCGAAAAACAUUAUCAAAUGAAGAUGAUACACGUGAAACAUGGACAACUAAUUUUGAUUAUUUAAUUACAACACUUGGUGGUCUUAUUGGACUUGGUAGUCUCUAUCGAUUUCCAUAUUUGGCAUUUGAGAAUGGUGGUGCUGCUUUUGUUUUUCCCUAUGUACUUAUUUGUAUCUUAUGUGGUAUACCAUUACUCAUGAUGGAAACAGCUCUUGGUCAAUUUUCACGUAAAGGUCCAGUUGGUUGUUGGGAUUUUGCACCAGCUAUGCGUGGUAUUGGUAUUGCUUCUGUUAUAAUUUCAUUUUUUGGUGCUCUUUAUUAUGUUAUGAUUAUGGUAUGGGGUGGACUUUAUCUUGUUCAUUCAUUCGGUUCUAUUGGUUCUCGAUUACCAUGGAGUGAUGAUGGAGAUUUAUUAAUCAAAAAUAAUAAAACAGAAUUAGUUAAUUCAGUUCAACAAUUUUGGAAUAAAACAAUUUUAAAUAUAUCAGAAGAUUUAGAUGGUUUAUCAACAUUACAUUGGCCAAAUGUUGUUGUUUUAGCUGUUAUGUGGAUAAUUAUAUAUUUAUGUCUUUGGAAAGGUAUUAAAUUAACAAGUCGUGUAGCUGUAUUUACAGCUUUAUUUCCUUAUUUACCAAUGUUAGCAUUAUUUAUUCGUGGAAUUACUCUUGAUGGAGCUUGGAAUGGUUUAAAAUAUUAUUUAAUACCUGAUGCACAACGAUUAUUAAAUAAAAAAGCUUGGAUACAAGCUGCAGGACAUGUUCUUUGGGCAUAUGGUAUAGGUUGGGGAAUUAUUCCAGCUUUAUCAAGUUAUAAUCGUCCUGAUUAUAACUUUUAUCGUGAUAUUGUUGUAACUGGAACAACAAGUAUAUUAACAAAUGUAUUUAGUGGUUUUGUAGUUUUUCCUAUAUUGGGUUUUAUGAGUCAUAAAGCAAAUGUAUCUAUUGAACAAGUUGUAUCUAGUGGACCUGGUUUAGCAUUUAUUGUUUAUCCAAAAGCUAUUAGUCUUAUGCCAUUACCACAUUUUUGGGCAAUAACUUUUUUUAUUAUGAUUUUUUUACUUGGUAUUGAUUCACAAUUUGUUACAUGUGAAAGUGUACUUACAGCAACACUUGAUAAACUUGAUCAAUGGUAUGAUCAAUAUCCAAAACGACGAAAAAUUCGUCGUGAAUUUGUUGUUGCUAUUUAUGCUCUUAUAUCAUUUUCUUUUGGUCUUUUGAUGACAACUCGAGCUGGUUUUUAUAUAUUUAAUAUAUUUGAUAGCUAUAUUUGUGGUGCUAUACCUUUAUUACUUAUUUGUAUUGUAGAAUUAACUACAGUUCUUUUUGCAUAUCGUACAACAUUUUCAUCAUGGUAUGAAAAAUGGCCACCAACAAAAUGGCCUGGUCAAACAUUUAUUACACAUAUCAGUGAAGUUUUAAAACGUCCAUUAACACACGUUUGGCUCUGUUGGAUAAUUGUUGUACCUAUAUGGCUUUUUGGUAUGUUGGCCAUUGCUACGCGUACAAUUGGUCUGAUUUCAUAUGAAACAUUUAUUUAUCCAUUAUCAUUUCAAAUAAUUGGUUAUAUAUUAGCAUCCAUGGCUCCAUUGAGCAUUUUUAUCUAUUUUAUUUAUUAUCAGUGGAAAUUAAACAGAUAA
Molecule: messenger RNA, 1779 nt
Organism: Rotaria sp. Silwood1
Lineage: Eukaryota; Metazoa; Rotifera; Eurotatoria; Philodinida; Philodinidae
Source: the annotation of a GenBank genome assembly